CGACACGUACCCCCCAUUUUCUGUCUGUCUCCCCCCUCCUGAGACAAAUAAGCUCGCAGCUGGAGAAGAACCCACACCAAAACCCUAAUCCGAUCCCGCCAAUGUCGUCUUCCCCCUCCGAAGAAUCGACGAACAAAAAGAUGAAAAUGACCGCCGGCUGCUGGUUGAGAGAGCACACAGUCCGAGAGCUCGUGCGCGAGAAGCGCCGCCUCGUCGAGGUACCGUACAACGCGACCCUAUCCUCCACCGUGAAUGCACUCACCGCUAACAAUAUUUUGGCCGUACCCGUGGCCGCUCCGCCGGGCCGCUACAUCGGUGCCGGCGGUUCGAUGAUUCUGGAAUCUGAUCCGGCGACCGGCGCUGUCAGGAAGCAUUACAUAGGCAUCAUAACAAUGCUGGACGUUCUGGUUCACAUCGCCGGGGAUGAGAUAGUCGGAGAUGACGAUGAUGUUGAUUUCGAUGGUAAGAUGGCGAUGCCGGUGUCGUCUGUUAUUGGACAUUCUCUUGAGGGGCUUACCUUGUGGACUCUCAAUCCUAACACAAGCAUUCUAGAUUGCAUGGAAACAUUCAGCAAAGGAGUGCAGUGGGGGCUGGUUCCAGUAGAGAGCCAAGGCGACAGUGAUGCUGCAGUGGAGCUGGUGAAAGCUUCGCCUGGCUACAGAAUGCUCACACAAAUAGAUUUUUUGAAUUUCUUGCAAGUACAUGUGGAUGAGCUGAAGGACAUUAUGACAUGCAGUGUUGGAGAAUUGGAUUUAGUCAAUGAAAAUGUUUUUGCACUGACCGAACACACAAAAGUUUUAGAUGUAAUCAGAUCCAUGAGGAGUUUUUCUCUGGCCAUUUUUCCUGUUGUUGAUGCAGAUGCUGCUGUUGAUUCUGGGGAGAAAAUUGUUCUUCAAGAUGGAAGAGGAAAGAGGCUCAUCAGCACGUUCUCAGCAACAGAUCUACAACCUUGCUCAAUUGCUCAAAUCCAGUCCAUGUUAAAACUCAGUGUUGUAGAAUUCAAAGAACGGGAUUCGGAAACUGUUGAAAAACAAAGGCAGAAACUCAUCACAUGCCAUUAUGAGACUACACUUGGUGAAGUGAUCGUGGGGGCUGCUUUGGCUCAUGUUCAUCGAGUUUGGGUUGUGGACGAGCAAGGCCUGCUGAGAGGCUUUGUUUCUCUCGCUGAAAUAUUGGGAGCCAUCAGAAACAAGGCAUUGGCAACAGAAAAUGAGUUACAAGAUGUGGCUGCUACUGAACCUGCUAUUUGAAUCUCUUGAGAGCUUGAAGAGAGGAAGAUGAAUGAAGUGUAGCUUUUUAGUUCUUGGAAUAAAUAAGAGCUCUCUGUUUUUCAAGAAGAAAGCUCUUUUUUCGACUGCUGCUGCUGUAGAUGAUAACUUCCAGAGGGAAGUAAAGAGAGAAAAUUUGGAAGUGUUUUGCUGUGCUUUUUUUGCUUCCAUUUUGUUCAAGAUAAGUUGUGUUAUAGUCAAACCAUGUUAAGGUUAACUGAGGCCAUCGUGAAAUAGACUCUGUUCAUAUUAUAAGUUGUUCAUGUUCA
This is a messenger RNA of Phalaenopsis equestris, 1537 nucleotides long. RefSeq names its product SNF1-related protein kinase regulatory subunit gamma-like PV42a. Lineage: Eukaryota; Viridiplantae; Streptophyta; Magnoliopsida; Asparagales; Orchidaceae. The record is from RefSeq and is a predicted model, not a curated record. Bases 102 to 1250 code for a protein of 382 amino acids. The transcript is spliced from 4 exons.